Messenger RNA from Girardinichthys multiradiatus, 3396 nucleotides. It is a transcript of the gene pigu, whose product is annotated as phosphatidylinositol glycan anchor biosynthesis, class U. NCBI's taxonomy places the organism in Eukaryota, Metazoa, Chordata, Actinopteri, Cyprinodontiformes, Goodeidae. Gene Ontology annotation, biological process: attachment of GPI anchor to protein; protein localization to cell surface. The record is from RefSeq and is a predicted model, not a curated record. Gene Ontology annotation, cellular component: GPI-anchor transamidase complex; membrane. The transcript is spliced from 12 exons. Bases 43 to 1350 code for a protein of 435 amino acids.
UCAUCCUUCUCGCAGGUCGGGUGGGAGCGCUUCCUUGUCAAGAUGGCGGCUCCCUUGACUCUACUUUUGAUUGUAGCCGUCACAAUCCGUGCGGCUCUUAACAGAUCCAGUCUAGCGGAGCGGAUCGCGGAGAGGGUGGAGGUGGUGUCUCCGAUCACCGCCUGGAAGAGAGUUAUUGAAGGUUUAGCCCUGCUUGACCUGGGAGUUUCACCAUAUUCUGGAGAUGUUUUCCAUGAGACUCCUCUCAUCAUUUACAUCUCUCACUUUUUGGUGGAUUAUGCAGAAAUCACGUUUAUGCUGGCAGACGUGAUCACAGCAGUGGCUCUUUACAUGACAGUGAAGGACUAUAACAAGCAAGUGUUCAGAAAACAGAAGUUUUCCCUGGAGGCGGACCGCUACCCAGCAGACUGUCGGGAGCUAAUCAGAAGCCCCAAAGAAAUGUACUACAUCCCUCUGAAAGUAGCCAUGUUUUACCUGUUGAACCCGUUCACCAUCUUGUCCUGCGUUGCCAAGUCAACCUGCGGCCUGAACAACGCCAUUAUCGCCCUCUUUGUCCUCACAACAAUAAAAGGAAACGUGCUCCUGAGCGCCAUCUUUCUGUGCUUGGCCACCUAUCAGUCCAUCUACCCUCUCACGUUGUGUGUUCCAGCCAUGCUGUAUUUGAUGCAGCAUCAGUACAUCCCGGUGAACUUCCGGCGGGCCAGCUUCUGGUGGUUUGUGGCGCAGUACCUCUUCAUGUACCUCGGCAGUUUGUUUGUCAUUGUCUGUCUCUCCUUCUUCCUGCUCGGAUCGUGGGACUACCUGCCCUCCGUCUACGGCUUCAUUCUUUCAGUUCCCGACCUGACCCCAAACAUCGGCCUCUUCUGGUACUUCUUCGCUGAGAUGUUUGAGCAUUUCCGCCUCUUCUUCCUCUGUGUCUUCCAGAUCAACGUCUUCUUCUACACCAUCCCUCUGUGCAUUAAACUCAAGGAUCAUCCAGUGUUCCUGAUCUUCAUGCAGUUGGCUGUGAUCUCCAUCUUUAAGUCUUAUCCCACUGUGGGCGACACAGCCCUCUACCUGGCCUUCCUUCCUGCCUGGAGUCACCUGCACAGAUUCUUGAGGAACAUCUUCCUGGUGUCCUGCGUCCUGCUGGCCUGUUCAGCUUUGUUCCCGGUUUUGUGGCACCUCUGGAUCUACGCUGGAAGCGCCAACUCCAACUUCUACUACGCCAUAACUUUGCUCUUCAACGUAUCGCAGAUCCUGCUGGUGUCGGAUUACUUCUAUGCCUUCCUGAGGAGGGAGCACCACCUCACCAAUGGGCUGUAUCUGAAGAAGAAGGACGGCUCGGAGGCCACGCUGGUGCUGAAAUAAAACUCGCCGGUUCAGCUUCUGCGGAGGAAGAACUGUUCAACAUCUCCUGAAAGCCUGAGAACAAACUGAGGAGGAGAACGAUCUAGAAGGCAGCUCUGCUUCCUCAGAUGGAACAAACUCAUACGUGAACAUUAGAGCAGCUGUGUUUAAUGUUGCUGAUGGUGGUGGGAUGUGAACACGUGACUCCUCUGAACCAUCUGUCACCUGGAACUCAGACCAUCUCACCAGGCUUUUCCUCCUCCUAUCACGGAUUUCUGAGGAGGGAUUAUUGGGGCAGUUUAUCCUCCAGUCUUCAUACAGAGGAACUCGUUCUGUGGGAGGCUUUUAUUUUGAAGUUUUGCUCCUCUUUAAACAUUAAAAAUAUAGGAAAAUGUGUGAAUGUCCAAAAAUAUUGGUAAUAACUGAAUUCAGCUCGCCGCCAUUAUUUUUUCUCUUGUGUUUACUUGAUAACAGUUGUGUUAAAACUGGGUUUUUUUGGGGUUUUUUGCUUUAAACAAAAUGAUAGGAAUUACUUCAAAGUUGCAAGUAGAGAAGCAGCAAUCAGGCCUUUCCUGACUGAUACCCGCAGUGUUUCAUUAUUUGACCUGCUGAUUGCCGAUCCAGAGAAAAUGUGACCGAUCUCAAUCUUUCUCUGAAUAAUAGGUGCAUCUCUAAGCUUCAUUGCUGUUUUUCUUCCUCGUCUCCAGGUUCAAGCUUAUCGUUGUUGGAUCUCAUCACGAGUUAAAGGCUGUGGUUUUGCAUGGUUCACAUGGUUCCUGUCUGCACAGGCGCUGCAACACUGCUGCUGUCAGACCUGUUCCCUCAUUGAUGGCCCCUAUUUUUAAAACGCUGGAACAGCGAGAACAGGAAAAAAAAACACCAAGUUAAGUGUUUAAACCUAAAUACUGACGGGUCGGAUCAGACCCAUACUGUCAGAUUUAUGCUAUUAUGAACCCAGCUGGAGUUUUUCUGCUGUGUUAUUUUGUUUUCCAACCCAACAAAUGUAUGAUAAAUGGGUGAAAUUUUCCUUAAAGCUCUUUAUGGACAUGUAAUCAGCAACCCUAGCAUUUAAACAUUUAACCCUUUUAUAUGCAUGCAUGACGAGCCUAAUCAUGAACUGGUACUACUAUGAAUUUCUGAGGAACAUCCUGUUAUUGCUUCCUCUUGAGUUGCAUAAACAUAAAAUACCAAUCUGUAAGUUUACAUCGAGACCAUGGUUAUUUAGCUUAGACUGAAGACCAGGAAGCCAGAAGGUUUGGACAGUACCUUGGUACCGACUGAUAGAUGGGUAGGGUUUAACUGUUAGGUGACAUAUUUUUUUUACCCUCUUUGCACCAUUAAACUGAAGCCAAGAGUCUUUAGAUCCAAAACAGACAUGAGAACAUUGGUAGAAACCUCUGACUCUCCUCCAGAAAGAAGAAGACAAACUUUCCACUUCAUCGUCAAUUCUCAAACUACUAAUAUUGUGUGCUGCAUUUAACACAGGUUGACCAUUUAUUUCAGCUGUAAGAAGGUUUUUAUAUUUACUAUGAACAAGUAUUGAGGUAAUACAGUCAUUAUUUUGCUCUCAGCUCAAGUUUUAGUCUUAGGUGACUUCUCAUUUUUCUGGAAUCCAAACUAAUGUUAUCAGUAAAUCCUUUCCUUAAGCAAGAUUGUUUAAAUGUUUAAAGGCUGACUGAAAAAGACUCAUAGUUACUGAAAUUCACAACUUAUAGGAGAGAUUUUCUUAACAUCUUCAUUUUUUUAUCUGUUUUAUGAUAUGUAGGAGAUGCCAAAAUUCAUUACCAAAACUGUAACCUUUGGUUUUUAUUUUCUCAUCUCAGAGUCAAAAGUAAAAAGGAUUCUUAUCUAAAUCUGUCUGGACAGAAGGUCAUCCAGAUGUUUUUAUUCAGGAAAAAAUCAGAUUUUAUUUUAUUUUUUUGCUGCACUGAAACCUUUACAGAAAUGUUAUUUUUCUUCCCACAUUGUAUGUGCUUUUAUUUUGACAUUUAAGUUCAGUUUGGUAUUUUGAUGAAUGAGUGAAACUUUCACAUAUUGCAUCAUUAAAACCUGAGCUGUUGGUUUUAA